CACAGGAGAGUCUGACAACCCUUCGCGCCUGUGGCCGAGGACCUUGUCUUGACAUAUGUCCAGAAGAGCAGAAAUACUGAUGGAAAGCAACAUGCAGGAUCUGGCUGUGGAGAAACCUCAGUGGGAUGUGGGGAGUCAGCCCUCGGGGAAGAUCCUCUCCCUGGACAGGCAAGGGGCCAAGAAAGUGCUGGAGAUCUACGUCCAGCGCUCGCUGAGCUGCUGCGAGAAGUCUGCUGUGAAGAAAUUCCAGGAGGGAUCCAGAAGGAAAGGGAGGAAGGGAGAAGGGCUGCAAAGAUCGAAAAGCGACUUCUGCAAGUAUUCCUGUGCCAAACUCAGCCCCAGGAAGGACCAAGAGGAGGGACCCAAAGCAUCGGACCUGGAUGAGGCUCUGGAUGAUGAGAGCAAAGCUCCCGGGGAGGUCCCUAAAGAGGAGCCGGAGCCCAAGAGGAAAAGCACAAAAAACUCUUCCCAGGGCAAAACCCAACGCACCUGGUUCAAAAGUCUCUUAAAUUUGCUCUUCAAGAAGAGCCCUGAGGAUCAGAAGGAAAACACAGGGCAAAAAGCAAAGGAGAAAGAUGCCAAAGCUCCUCACAGCUCCAAACCAGAAGGGGCUAAAAGACCCGGAGUGGAACUGGGAACAACAACAAACCAGAACCACAUGCCGAAGAGCUGGCUUAGAUAG
Messenger RNA from Calidris pugnax (ruff), 682 nucleotides. RefSeq lists its product as uncharacterized. Bases 56 to 682 code for a protein of 208 amino acids. Lineage: Eukaryota; Metazoa; Chordata; Aves; Charadriiformes; Scolopacidae. The record is from RefSeq and is a predicted model, not a curated record. The transcript has 2 exons.